AUGAGUAACUAUAAAGAAGUCUUAGAUGAACUUGAACACAAUGACCCAGAGUAUUUUGAGUUUUUCUAUAGAUUUGAAAAACUUGUUCAAUCCGAAACAAAAAUUGACGAAAAGAAUCGCUACCUUGGAAUUCUCGGAUCACUUAUUGGAUCUAAGUCAAUUGACUACUACCCCUAUAUCAUUGAACAAGUUUUAACCAAAAUAUUGACACCACAAGAAAUUAAAGAAGUUUUAUAUGAAGCUGCUUUCAUAUUAGGAGCUUCAACUGUUUAUCCAUUCUUAAAAGUAACAAAUGACAUAUUCAAGCAGCACAACAUUAACCUGCCUCUUGAAAACCAAUGCAAAGUUUCUCCUGAAGAAGCAUUAAAGAAAGGCAUCGAGAAACAGAAGGAAUCUUUUGGUCCGGGAAUGGAAGAUUUCCACACAAAAGGUCCAAUGAACAAAUGGGUUGUUACAUUCAUGUACGGACAGCUCUACACACGCGAAGUCCUUACUGUUAAACAGCGUGAGAUUGUUAUCACAUGUAUUUUCAUUGGAUACGGUGAUGCUACACCACAGUUCUUACAGCACGUGAAAGCAUUGACUAAUUUAGGUCAUGGAAAAUGGGAUUUGAUUCAGAUGAUUCUUUCACUUGUUCCCUAUAUAGGCUAUCCAAGAACAUUCAAUGCACUUAGAGCUAUUAAUGAAGCUGUUCCAGAUCCGUUAUAUAUGAAAGUGAUGAAAUUUGCUAAGGGAAUGUAUGGAAGCAUUUUUGGAUAA
This is a messenger RNA of Trichomonas vaginalis G3, 759 nucleotides long. Its product is annotated as 4-carboxymuconolactone decarboxylase family protein family. The transcript has a single exon. Bases 1 to 759 code for a protein of 252 amino acids. The record is from RefSeq and is a predicted model, not a curated record. NCBI's taxonomy places the organism in Eukaryota, Parabasalia, Trichomonadida, Trichomonadidae.